AUGGAGGUAGCACAAUUCGCUAUGGAGUUUGACCACUCGCAGGAUGUAGAAAUGCUGCUCGAUCUCGAUUCAGACGAAGAUACACUCCUGGCAGAUACACAAGACAGCGCCGCAAACCCGGAGAAGGAUCACGUACUUGUAAUGGAGUUUGACCACGAGGAUGUCGCUGCAAAUCCGGACGAAGACAUCGAAGAAGAAGGUCACAACGAAGUUAGCGGAGAGGAAGAGGCAACAGACGACGAAGAAAUCGACCCAAGAGCAGAACCCGUUGAAAGACUCGAGAACCUCGUGCUCUCGUUCCUGUCCCAACUCUCAACCGGGCUGCAAGACAGCGAAGAGCGAGCGAGGAAGAAAGACAAAAAAAGAAAGAUAGUCUUUGAGCUAGCCGAUAGGAAGAAGAAGACCUCGGAUGGAUCCAUGGGUGUCCGGACUCUCAAGUUUCCCCAGAAGACGAGGGGCGCAAGUGCGAAGCCUUUCGCCCAACUGUUCAGAGUCGCAGACCUCAUGCACGAGGCGCUCCUCGAUGACAUCCCCACGACCAAACGUGACAUGUAUUACAAGGAUGUGCAACUGUUCAAGUCCCAAUCCGUCGUAGAUCGGAUGGUCGACGAUCUCGCGGCGACAUUCGAGCUCGGCCGUGCGGACCUGCAUGUCCGUGCAUCGUCAAAGGGUCUUGUGUGCGGCUCAGGGCUCACCAUCCACCUCGGACACAACGAGAUCAUGUCCUUGCAAGACUCCGAGGGCAUGCUCAUACCUGCAAGUGAAGAGAUAUCCCGCUUCGAAGUGCGCGACGGGCUCGCGUGGGUGCUCGUGGUCGAGAAAGAGGCCGUCUUUCAGACUCUCUGUCGCCUGAAACUCGCUAGCCAUCCAGCGCUGCCUGGGCCAGGAAUCAUCAUCACGGGCAAAGGCUAUCCGGACGUCGCCACUCGCCAGUUAGUGAAAACGCUCUCCGACAACUUGCCUGCGAGCAUCCCUAUCGUGGCGCUCGUCGACGGCGACGCCUAUGGCAUCGACAUCCUGUCCGUGUAUAAGUAUGGGAGCAGGAGCAUGCGCCACGAAAGUGAGCGCCUCGCCGCAGGGCGCGUGAGGUGGCUGGGCAUCUGGGCGAGCGAGCUGGCAGGGCUGGGAAUAGAUAAGGAUGCGCUAAUCCCGAUGACGAAACAUGAUGAGAAGAAGGCCUUGAGCAUGUUACGCCGCGAGGACAUCCCGAAGAAGUGGAGGAAAGAGCUACAGUACAUGGUGCACACCCGCCGCAAAGCUGAGAUAGAGAUUCUCUGCUCUGUCCCUGCUCAGAGCGAGUCUAGUAUCUGUCACCCUCCGGAGGACGAAGACAUGCUGGAAGACGAAGACGAUAGAAGAAAGACACUCCACGGAACGCACCCGCUGCGGGAUCCGCCUCUCCUGCAGUACUUGGUCCCCAAGAUUUCUGCUUUCGUUGCCCGCUACGCUCAAACUUCUUGA
Molecule: messenger RNA, 1461 nt
Organism: Sparassis crispa
Lineage: Eukaryota; Fungi; Basidiomycota; Agaricomycetes; Polyporales; Sparassidaceae
Product: Meiotic recombination protein
Exons: 14
Coding region: 1-1461 (486 amino acids)
Biological process (GO): meiotic DNA double-strand break formation; reciprocal meiotic recombination; meiotic DNA double-strand break processing
Cellular component (GO): nuclear chromosome
Molecular function (GO): DNA topoisomerase type II (double strand cut, ATP-hydrolyzing) activity; ATP binding; DNA binding
Source: RefSeq, a predicted model, not a curated record